AUGGAUCGCAGACCACUUCUGGUCGUUCUAUUACUUGCGCUAUCAUCCAGCGCACAUGCAUGGAACUAUGUCAAGAGUGGCCAGGACUGGACGGGUGCGUGCCAAACGUCUCGCGCGCAAUCGCCGAUUAACAUCGAGCCGUCGAUGGCGGUGAAAGGCAAGGACCUGCGCUUCCUCAACAUCAGCUACGCCCUCAGCAAAUCGCUCACCGUUUCUAACUUCGGCUUCACAGGAGGGGUGCAACCGCAAGCCGGUACGGAGAAUUUUAUGUACACGUCAACGGGCAAGUUUCGUCUGCUCGGCAUUCUGCUGCGCGCCUCGUCGGAGCACACCAUCCUCGGCGCGCCCGCGCCGCUCGAGGCGCACUUCGUGCACGAAAACGUCGCCAACCCCGCGAAGGGCGCAAUCAUUUCUGUGAUGAUCGUGAUUCACAAGAACAACGUCCGAAACCCGUGGCUCGACAAGUGGCUGCCGUACAUUCCCAAGGCGGUGAACACGUCAGUGUCCGUGCCCGCAACGACCAACUUCAAGGAGGCGUUGAACGUCAAGUACGGCUUCUGGUAUUACCGCGGCUCCACCACGUACCCGCCCUGCGCGCCCAACAUCGAGUGGUUCAUCCUCAAGCGCGGCCUCUACGGCUCCGUCGAGCAGAUCGAGGGGUACAUGAACCUGCUCGCCGCAUCCAGCGGUCAGCGCACCAACAACCGUCUCCCUAGGCCAAUCAACGGCCGUACUAUCAUCUCGUACCCCAAGCAGCGCAAGCCGAAACGGUCUCCUUUCUCCGUCCCUGGGCCCGUUGGAUCCAACGGCAACAUGCAAGAGCCCCACACCCAAGAGCCGAGGCACGCAGACGAGACACAGCAGCAAGUCCGCCGUGAAUCCAAAUCGCCACCACCAGCGUCGACACUGUCUCGAGAUGAAGCGUCCCUCAGGAGCAGCAAGGCCCCCACCCCUGCUGCAGGCACUCCCCUUCCACGCGCGACCUCGGCACCUGUGGGUGCUUCUUCUACGCCUUCAAAGGAGGACCCAGCCGCUGCAAAGCCAGGUAGCAAGAGCCUGGCUGAGCUUGUAAGGGAUACGGAUCUGGAGCCAGAUGAGGAGGUUGCUAGGUAUGGCGAGAUGAAGAACUAUGUUGAGGCUAUGGCCAAAAAUCGCUCUCCGGAGAAGGGUGCUGCAGAGGGUGGAGAAGGAACAGGGAGCAGCACUGGCGCUUUUUCUGGGAAGGAAGGUCACGCCAUUCCAGAUGAGGAGGUGAAGCACCAGAAGCCCCAGCAGCGAGCAUGA
Messenger RNA from Closterium sp. Naga37s-1, 1284 nucleotides. Lineage: Eukaryota; Viridiplantae; Streptophyta; Zygnematophyceae; Desmidiales; Closteriaceae. The record is from the annotation of a GenBank genome assembly.